AUGUCGUCUACAAACGAAUUCGAAAAUACUUUUGAAGAUUUGCUUCAUAAACCCACAAUCAACUCCAUAUCAGACACUUUAAGUGAUGUUGAUGUUUCAAAUCCUUUUCAUGAUACCAUCUCAUCAUUAAUUGCACCAGAAAAGAUAAAUGAAGAAACCGACUUCAUGAGUGAAUAUAGCAGUUCUAUAAACAAUGUUUUUGCAAAUGAUAUUUCAGAUCCUUUAGAAAAAUUUGAAAAUAUAGAAGUUUCAUCGACUAAAGAUCUUGAUGUCAUCGCUUCAUUUUCUAUUCAGAGUCAAACACAUGAAGAAACUAACAAUUACGAAGAAUUGUAUAAUCAAUUUGAUGGUUCAGAAAAUGGGCUGAAUCCUAUAUUUGAGAUUUCAGUGGAAGAUCCUCAAAAGAUUGGUGAUCCAAUUAAUGCUCGCAUUGUAUAUAAAACAUCAUCAAAAGAUUUUAAAAGCAACGAUUUUACGGUUUUGAGAAGAUAUCGUGAUUUCUUAUGGUUGUAUAAUCAGCUUACACUUGGGAAUCCAGGUGUAAUUGUUCCCCCACUUCCAGAAAAGCACGCUAUGGGACGUUUUCAGGAUGAAUUCAUAGAAAACCGUCGUCAGGCGCUUGAAAAAUGUUUGAAUAAAAUUAUUUCACAUCCAAAUUUAUACAAAGAUCGAGAUUUGAAAAUAUUCUUAGAAUCUGAUAAUUUUAACAUUGAUGUAGUAAGGAGAAAUGAAGAACCCAAGGGUGUUUUAAAAUCAUUGGGUGAAGCUGUUUCUAAUGUUACCGCAUUUAAUAAGUUUACUGAAAUGGAUGAUUGGUUUGAAGGCCGUAAAAACCAAUUAGAUAUACUCGAAUCACAAUUGAAAACACUGCUUAAAUCUGCCGAGUUGGUUGUUAGACAACAGAAGGACCUUGGAGGUUCAGCAAUUGAAUUUGGUGAUAGUUUGUUUGCAUUAUCUGAUGUUGAAGUUAAUAAACCAUUAGCAAACAAUUUAUCAACUUUAGGGAAAUUGCAACAAAAAAUUAGAGAAUUACACAUAAAACAGGCACGUCAAGAUGUUUUAACAUUGGAAAAUACCAUUGAAGAAUAUAUUCGCAUCAUUGGAUCAAUUAAAGUGGCUUUAAAUUCAAGGACUAAAGUUUAUCAAAAUUGGCAAAGCGCUAUGAAUGAUUUGCAAAAAAAAAAAUUAAAUUAUGAAAGAUCAAAAUCACAAAACAGAUUAAGUCAAGAAAGACUUUCAUACAUGUUGGCUAUAAUUGCGGAGGGUGAAAACAAAGUUGAAGAUUGUAGACAUGAAUUUGAAGAUGUUACAAAAUUGAUUAAGGCAGAAUUGGACAGAUUUGAUAAAGAAAAAGUCGAAGAUUUUAAAAAUAGUAUCGAGUCAUUUUUGGAUUCUAUUAUAAAAACUAAAAAUGAGAUAAUCAAAUUAUGGGAAUCGUUUUAUCAAGAAAUCGAAUCACACCAAAGUUUUUAA
Messenger RNA from Entrophospora sp. SA101, 1473 nucleotides. Lineage: Eukaryota; Fungi; Glomeromycota; Glomeromycetes; Entrophosporales; Entrophosporaceae. The record is from the annotation of a GenBank genome assembly.